AUGGCAAAGAGAGCAUUGCUUCGUCCUGCACAAUUGUGCUCUCGAAUUUUUGCUGUUGAACUUGAUGUGAGAGCAGAUCCUUUUUAUUUUGCCUUAAGUUCAGUACAUAAAACUGUUGACGAUCAUUCGCCAGUGCGAAGCAUAUUCAGGGACGGAAAUCUGUAUUCGCUUCAUGUUUAUUGCAACAACAGAAUUCAGAGAGUGAAGUUUUAUGGGGAGCUUAAAAGCAAGUUGACAAAAGAAUUACCAACAAAUUGCGAUUGUUUUGAAUUAUCCUCUUUUCUACCUAAUGAGGAACAAUCUGUCAUAAAAGGAUUUUUUAUACGGGACAAAUCUACCUCGUCGGUUACAGAGCAAGUUUUGAAUGAACUGCAACAGACUGAUGGAGUCUGUGUGUUCUCGUAUGUACGCGGGGAGGACGACCAGUUGUGGCAGGAGUUGUGGUCUACAUCCAAACGUAACUGGAUGGAGCCUGACAAAUACCGCGUUGUACCGGCAUCAGCUCCAGAAGUUCACCCAUCAGUGCUGAACAUCAGAAACUCUGAUGUGUUCUACAGUUUGGAAGAUGCCUACAAAGUUUUACAGGAGUGUGGUGACAUUAUCCCAGAAUCAAAGGCUGUUCUGGAGCUGGUGGAUCAGCGACCACAAAGAGGGAUUCAUGGGAAAUUUCCUGUAGUUAUCAUUGAAGGACUGGAUGCUACAGGUAAGACCACCCUGACUGAAUCCCUGAGGGGGUCUCUGGGGGCCAUCCUAUUGAAGUCACCACCCCAGUGCCUGGCUCCAUUCAGGGAUCGUUUUGACUCAGAGCCACCCCUCAUCCGGAGGGCUUUUUACGCCCUGGGGAACUAUAUCACUGCAUGCCAGAUAAGCACCGCAGCAGCACAGGCUCCUGUCAUAGUGGACAGGUACUGGCACAGUACAGCUGCAUAUGCCAUUGCUACAGCGGUAAGUGGAAAGCUGGAGAACCUGCCUGGGCCCUCUUCUGAGGUGUACCACUGGCCAGAGGACCUACUUCAGCCCAGUUUGGUUCUACUCCUUACAGUCAACCCAGAGGAGAGACUCCGCAGGUUGAAGGGCAGAGGUUUGGAGAAGACAGUUGAGGAAGCAGAGCUGGAGGUUAAUCACCUAUUCCGCCAGAAAGUGGAGGAAGCCUACAAAAGAAUUAAGAACCCCGCCUGUAUUGUUGUGGAUGCCAGUCCCUCUCCAGACAAAGUGCUCCAACAAGUGCUGCUUUUAAUUAGUGACAAAUGCCACUUGUAAACAACCACCUCUCUCACACUAAU
This is a messenger RNA of Chanos chanos (milkfish), 1283 nucleotides long. RefSeq names its product cytidine monophosphate (UMP-CMP) kinase 2, mitochondrial (gene cmpk2). Bases 1 to 1260 code for a protein of 419 amino acids. The record is from RefSeq and is a predicted model, not a curated record. Gene Ontology annotation, molecular function: dTMP kinase activity; nucleoside diphosphate kinase activity. The transcript has 5 exons. Gene Ontology annotation, cellular component: mitochondrion; cytoplasm. Lineage: Eukaryota; Metazoa; Chordata; Actinopteri; Gonorynchiformes; Chanidae. Gene Ontology annotation, biological process: dTTP biosynthetic process; dTDP biosynthetic process; dUDP biosynthetic process.